CACCCACUGAGCGCAAUGCCGCGGCGCAGAAACCGCCGAAGCAGGCACAAAGCGUCUCCAAGUGAUGGACAAUGCAAGCGCGUGGGUGGCAACCCUUUGGGUGGCGUUAAAAAUACGCCAAAGUGUGGGAAAAGUGACAAAGAGUGCGAAUAUGAGGAACAGCCCGAGGCGGCACGGGAUGAUGUGCGUCCGCGUGAGAGCGAUCGCAGCACGUCACUCCAACGGGAAUCCAAUGCCGAUGAUGAAAAUAGAACAACGACACGAACUAAUAUUAUUAGCUGCAAGAUCAACACGAAGAGUAGUUGUGAAUUGUGGCAGAGUGCCGAAAAUACUCUGGCCAGUAGUUUGAAGCACACUUACACGGCGGAACCAUUGGGGAGAGAUCGCGACGAGACGCAACGUGACAAUGUGCGGAAUGUAGUGAAUUUGUCUGGAGAUGAGGCAUUUGUGGAGAAUGGCAUGAUGGGGCAACAACAGAGCACCAAGCGAUCCGGCAAGUCCCACAGAAAGUCACCCAAUCCAUCAGAGUUGGGUCUGCCGACGCCUCCAGUCGAGCCCGACGAUCCCCAUUCCGAGGAGUACUAUGAAGCGCAUUGUGAUAGUUUUAAGUGCAGCAACGAGCCCGCGAUCACCAUCAGUCCAACGCACGCCCUCUCGGACAACGACAGUGGUUGUGAGUUCAGUGAGAGACUGAGGGAGGACAAUGACAUUGCUGAGGAUGUUGAGGAUGAGACCGAGGAGACUGAGGUGUUUCACUGUGUAGACACCACCUUCAACUUCAAUCCAAUCUACAAUGGCAAUUUAUUGUACACUGACAACAGUGUGAAAAGUGAUACGGACCGGGUCAAUAGUGCAUUCGAUGAUGGCAAAGGUGUCAGCAAUCCAAAGUAUGCUAUGAUGCCACAUGUAAAUGGGGAUAGUCCACCCUGUUUGCCGGACAUUGUGGGGAAUGCUCAAUCAAAUCUGUCGGACAAGAGAGGCCUGGUUACGCAGGAGGCACAUUUUAGCACGCAAUUGGAUGCGGCGGAGAAAGAAGUCACCUAUGCACAGUCCAAAAUAACUGAACUUCAGUUGAGAAUAGAUGAAUUGGAGAGGGAAAUCGCGAAUAAGACCUGGGCAAUUGAGCGACUUCAGGCAGAAUUAGUGUCGGCUCAGAAGGAGGAUGAAUGCGUCCGGAGAAAAAUGAAACAUCACGAGGUGGAGAUGGGCGUGCUGAAGAAUAAGGCUGCCGAUAAGGAGGAUGAUUUGACGCAACGGAUCAGUGAUCUCGAAGUGACGCGUAGCGAACUAGAGAUCAAGCUAAAGGACAUCCAGAGUUUCACGAGGAAUCUUCAAGUGCAACUCGCGGAGGCGCAAAGUCACGCUGAAACAGCACGAAAGGAGCGAGAUAAGCUGCAGGAUGAACGAGUGGAGGAACACAAAUUGGUUCAGGAUACCUUGCAAGCGGCUCUGGAGCAGCGAGAUCAACUGGAGGCGAAAUUUGAGCAGCUGAGAAAUGUGAAUCAGGAACGAGAGGAGCGUCUUAUGGAGGACUGCGAGUGGAAGAUGCGAGGCAUGCAGAAGAAGUGCAAAGAGCGACUGGAGGCCAUCACGAAGGAGCACCAGAGUGCAUUGGACACUAAUGCAAAGCUGAAGGCCACGGCAGAGCAGUAUGUGAAGGAUCUGCAACGACUGAAGAGCAUCGAGUCGGAAGUGAACGCCCUCAGGGGGCUCACUGCCGAUCAGAGGGACAGUUUGAUGUCCGUGUCGGUGCAGCUGAAUGAGGUGAAGUCUGAGUUGGAGGCGGCCAGGGCGAGAGCUGAACAGGAGAUCCGCAAUGCCAAGAAGAUCAAGGCUCAGUGUGAGAGUGACUUGAUAGAUGAGCGAAGAAAUGCACAAAUGAAACUCGAGGAGACACGGAUGCAGAUCUCCAUUCAGUGGGAGAAUAAAUUGCUGCAGGAAAUGAUGCGCCUGAAAUACGAACUGGAGUCGAUCUACACGGAUGAGAGAAAAGAGGCCCUGGAUAAAUUGAAGAAGGACUUUGAGAAGGAGCUCUCCGACCUCGUGCAGAAACACAACAACGUGGAGAAGGCUCUCCGUAAAGAGAUCACCGAUCUCGAGGAGACUCUGAAAGAGCGUAUCCAAGAACUGAGAGAUGUCUCGGCGAAAUGUGACAAACAAGCCAUCGAUGCGAGGAUUUAUGUUGAUCGCUCCGAUCGAAAUAAUCAGCUUAUUUUAGAUCGUGAGAUUCAAUACCGCGAGGAAGUCUUAGCCAAAAUCGAGGAGGAGCGUGAGGCUGAAAGGGAAGACAUGCAGACGCAAUUUUCAGAGCGUCUUCAGUCAGUUUCAGAGGAAUUUGCACAGGAACUGUGCAACACCACUGAAGAACUAGAGAUGAAGCACAAGAAAGCUUUACAGGUGCAACAUGAACAAUUGCUGGCUGAAAAGGAUGAGGCUCUGCAGGCUCUUGAGGCAAAACACAAGCACAAGAUAACCUGUCUAGAGACAAAGAUGAAAGAACUCGAAAUAUCGCAUCAGCGCGACUUGAGCGACAUGGAGCGCAACUACAGCAUAGAGAAAUCAACUCAUGAGCAGCGAGAUAACCAGCAUGCCCAAGAAAUCGAUACAUUACACCGAAAGUGUCGUUGUCUGACCAAAUUAUUUGAGGAGAUGCGUAUGCGCUACGAGCGUCGUGAUCCACGUGCCGAAGAUGUGCGGCAGAUUUCUGAGCUUAAGGAGAAGGUGGAAGAGCAGGAGAGAGAUCUCCAUCGUCUGACUGAGGUGCUGCGGGAGAUGCAGAUAUCUCAGCUGCCGCAGGACUCGCCAUCGGCUCCGCCACGGAAACCGGGCAGGAAUGCCGCUCGCAAGAAUAGGAAUAGCGAGUUGAAGAGCAAAAUGACCAAUUGUGAUGUCAUCUACGAGGAGGAGCAGGAGAAUGAGAAUGGGGACACGGCAAAUGGUGUCGAUCAUGACAGUGGUACAACUGAGGCGUAGAGUCUAUUUUCACACUCAUCCUAACAUUGUGUACUGCCUCUUGGACUUGAGCUUCUCCUAUAAUCGUGUUUUGUCUGUCUUUUCUUCUUUUGUAUAUUGUAAAUAAAUAAGAUAUUAUAUACG
Molecule: messenger RNA, 3096 nt
Organism: Phlebotomus argentipes
Lineage: Eukaryota; Metazoa; Arthropoda; Insecta; Diptera; Psychodidae
Product: myosin-4
Exons: 8
Coding region: 16-2973 (985 amino acids)
Source: RefSeq, a predicted model, not a curated record